This is a messenger RNA of Aspergillus luchuensis, 1509 nucleotides long. RefSeq names its product terpene synthase family protein. Lineage: Eukaryota; Fungi; Ascomycota; Eurotiomycetes; Eurotiales; Aspergillaceae. Gene Ontology annotation, biological process: diterpenoid biosynthetic process. Gene Ontology annotation, molecular function: magnesium ion binding; terpene synthase activity. Bases 1 to 1509 code for a protein of 502 amino acids. The record is from RefSeq and is a predicted model, not a curated record. The transcript has 5 exons.
AUGAGCUCCUCUAUACUAAUUCAAUGUGCCCAAGACCUCGUUGCCAAGGUCGCCUCUGAUUCAAAGUCACAAUAUGGAUUGUCCUCUAUGGCUCCAUCUAUCUAUGACACUGCAUGGCUCGCUAUGGUCGAGAAGAAGAAGGACGAGGGGUACGAAUGGGUCUUCCCAACCAGCUUCGAGUACCUCCUCCGCGAACAAAUAGAUGGUGGUGGCUGGGAUCCCCUCGAAGGUGUUACCAAAAGACACACGAUUCAUUUCACGGUGGAACUGAUUGUUCCGGUUCUACUCCGCCUUCUGAGUGAAGAGGGUGUGGAUUUUGACUUUCCUGCAAAAGUGGACUUGCUGAGCAAGUAUGCCGCAGCAACUAGCAUUGACAUUAGUUGGCUAUACCAGGGCCCUUGCAGUAUUCCAUUGUUUUCGCUGGAAGGGUUCGUGAGGCAGCUCGAAUGGAAUAAAUUGGGAAGUCUCGUUACUUCUGCAGGUAUCACAGCCUCUCCUGCCUCUGCGGCCGCGUAUUUGAUAUACUCUCCUACGUGGAUUGAUGAGUGUGAGGCGUAUCUUCGUCACAUUGUGUCACAAGGCCAAGGGAAGGGAAAUGGUGGUGUCGGGGGAGUAUAUCCUUUAGAGGUGUUCGAGCCCUGCUGGGUUCUGUCAACGUUGCUAGAAAGCGGCUUCACAGUCGACAAUUUGGGUACGGAAAACGUGGGCGAUCUGAUAGAGUUGAUUCAUAGAUCUAUGCCGCAUGGCGUGGCCGGUGCUACGAAUACCUUCCUCCCCGACGCGGACGAUACAGCACGUGCUUUGAUGGCACUCAAUAACAACGGCUAUGAAGUUAGCCACGCAAACCUAAUCAAGAACUUCGAGGGGGAGGACUGCUUCGAGACUUUUGAUGACCGAAUGCCCCAACGUGUGACGAGCGUGAGCGUCAACGGAAACGUUCUAAACUGUCUGCUAUCGUCACCCGAUCCCAGUGCAUACACCCCACAGAUAGAGAAGAUUGCCAAGUUCAUGUGCACGAAAUGGAGCAAGGAGAAGAUGCUUAAUGAUCAUUGGAACUUCUCCGAGUACUAUGGAAUCAUGCAUAUGGCCCAAUCAUUGGUCCCGGCCAGGGUCCUUUGGGAUCAGGGAUGUCUACCGGGUCUCACAGAAAAUAUCAUUCAAGACCGUAUUCCUCAAUGUCUGCAAGAGGUAUUGAACCGUGUGAUAUGCGGACAGAAUAACAAUGGCUCCUGGGGUAACAUACACGGGGCCGAGGAGACAGCAUACACAAUCAUUACUCUUGCCCAACUAGCGUCGCAUGCUGCAAUUGCCAGUGACUACAGUAAAGCCGACCUGGCUAUUGCUAGGGGAAAGCAAUUUCUGUUAGAGACCUGGACCAUGGGACAGAAGCCGGACAGGAUCUGGACGGGGAAGGUCAUGCAUGGCAUAUCGUAUGUGCAUGAUGCGCAUGUGCUUGCUGCUUUGAAAAUUAAUCGGGUAAAUUUGGCUGGAAAGCGAGGGUUCUUCUGA